AUGUCUGGCACAGAGGAGCCGCAUACGACCGAGGCUGCUCCCCAAAUUAAUGGGUCACCAACCCCUUCUGAGAAGGACACGGACACCUUUGAAGAUGCUAUUGAUACAGGAUCCGUGAGGUCUCUAACAAAUCGCAAACUCUCCCCUCGGCCAAACAGCGGUGCCACGGAUAGUAUUUCAGAGUCUCCGGAGGACGAAGAGGGUAAAGACAGCGGAGAGAAGCUAAAUGGUGACGUCGUAGCAGUGGAAAAGGAAGAGGAAGAGGAAGAGGAAGAAGAGGAUAAGGAAAAGGAGAAAGAAAAAGAGACGGAGAAGGAGGACGUAAAGGAGAACGUCAAAGACAUUGAUACCGACGAUGAGAAGGACGACGCGAACAAUAAGGACGAGAAGGACAAUAAAAACGAGAAAGACGAAAGGGACGAAAAAGACGAAGUUGCCGAACUCUCACCUACAAUCAGAUCAGACCGUAACUCGAAUGCAUCCUUAGACAAUGUCGAUCUUAGUGAUGGGGUUACAGAACAACCAAAGGAACAACCACCUCUUGUAGUAGCGACUAAGCCUUCCAAGAAACUUUCUCUCGGUAAUAUUGGAAUAACAAUGCCUUGGUCUCAAUCUACUCCAGUUACAGAAUCACCCCCGAAAACAAGCCCGAAUCCUACUCCCACGCCCGCUGCUGCGGCUGCAGCUCCUGCGCCCCGAAAAUCCGGCCCCUUUUCUUGGCUAUCACGGAAUUCUACGCAAAAGGAGAAGGAGAAAGACGUUGUAACAUCACCACCCGUUACAACAGCUACGUCCCGAAGGAACACAGCGAGUUCUGUUGCCACGUUAACCAGCAAUCCUGAAAUGAUGCUUAGCAAGCUCGAGGAGGAGAACGAAAGCGCUGGAGGACCUCGUCUAUCAAGAAACAGUCUAAAAGACAGGUUUAAGUAUGUACGAAUGAGGGAAGAGGCUGGUAUAACCCUCAACCCCGAAGAUGAUGAUAAGGCGUCGACUAUGGGAGUUUUGAGUCCGACUGGCGAGACCUAUCCAGACGCGAAUUUUACGUUACCUCCGCCGUCCCCCUUACCGCCGAACCCAGACACAAACCUGGCUCCUGGAACCGUCGCGGGUGUAUCCGCUGGUCCUUCUACUAUUGCGGAUUCUCAGGUUGAUUGGGAUCUUUGGCAAUCCGUCGUCUACGAAGGCCCCGCUGCUGUUGCAAGGACAAACCCGGAGGAGCUAAACAAGGCGAUCGUUACUGGCAUCCCUAAUGUGAUCCGGGGUGUCGUGUGGCAAGUACUUGCCCAAAGCAAAGAUGAGGAUCUUGAAAGGGUAUAUAAGGAACUGGUGGCCCGCGGCUCUGAAAAGAAGCAAGACCGUAACAGCAAUGCUACCUCUAUUAGUCUUUCGAGCAACGGCAACUUGAGCUCUGAAAGAGAAGUAGUCACUUCUUCAGCUUCUUCUGUCCAGUCGGAAAUAUCUGGCGCCAGCGGUAAAAAACAAUCACCGCCACCUGAGCCAUCAGAAGCAGCUCUAAAGGCCCAAGCCUUAGCUGCAGCCGAAAAGAAACGCAAAGAAAAAGAAGACGCGGCGGCGCUUCAAAGACUAGAGAGGGCUAUUAAGAGAGACCUUGGUGCCCGAACGAGUUUCUCGAAGUAUGCGGCGGCUGCUGGUCUGCAGGACGGCUUAUUUGGUGUCUGCAAGGCGUACGCACUCUUUGAUGAAGCUGUUGGAUAUGCCCAGGGAAUGAAUUUCUUGAUUAUGCCGCUCCUUUUUAACAUGCCCGAGGAAGAGUCGUUCAGUAUACUUGUCCGACUGAUGAACCAAUACAAGCUACGCGACUUAUUUAUUCAGGACAUGCCGGGCUUGCAUAUGCAUUUAUACCAGUUCGAGAGAUUACUCGAGGAUUUGGAGCCUGCUCUUUACUGCCAUUUGCACCGUCGUGGGAUAUCGCCCCAUUUGUACGCGACGCAAUGGUUCCUCACUCUUUUUGCCUACAGAUUUCCCCUUCAGCUCGUACUAAGGAUUUAUGAUCUAAUCUUCUCUGAAGGUUUAUCUGCGAUCCUGAAAUUUGGCAUUGUCCUGAUGCAGAAGAACUCAGACACGCUGCUCGGCAUGACAGAUAUGGGCCAAUUAACGAAUUUCCUAAGGGAUAGGCUCUUUGAUGUGUAUAUUGAUCAGUCCCCAAGCGCUGGCAGCAUCCUUGAGAACGGAUUUUUCGGCAGUAGUUCUUCAAGUGCCGACAAGGAGGUCUACCGGGCAGAUCAACUAGUUCAGGACGCAUGCGAAGUGAAGAUUACACCUGAGAUUCUCAAGGCUUACACGGCCGAGUGGGAAGAAAAGACUCGCGCUGAAAAGGAGAAGGAAAAGGAGCUCGAACAUCUGAAGACUACGACCUUGAGCCAGGCCAUCAAUAUCCGGAAGCUUGAAGAGCGAUUAGAGGCGAGCGACCGUGAACAGGCAACCAUGACAACAGACCUUGUUCAUACUAAGAUCGAAAACGAAGAGCUUAAAGAUCAAAACGAAAGUUUAACUGGCCAAGUCAGGGAACUCCGCAACGUCAUUGAGAAGCAGCCCGAGGAGCUGGAAAAAGCCUGGAAACUCGAGCGUGACGACCUCAUGAAGAGAAAUGAAAAGGUGCAUGAAGAGAAUAGGAGACUCGAGAAGGAGCUCCAAGAAGUUGAGGAGGAAUUGGUUCAGACGAAGAUGCGAUGUGCCGAGAUAAACUCCCAGCACGAGGCACUCCAAAAGAGAUGGUCUGAACUUAAGCGGCAGUUUGCUUGA
This is a messenger RNA of Daldinia caldariorum, 2763 nucleotides long. Its product is annotated as RabGAP/TBC. Bases 1 to 2763 code for a protein of 920 amino acids. The transcript is spliced from 4 exons. NCBI's taxonomy places the organism in Eukaryota, Fungi, Ascomycota, Sordariomycetes, Xylariales, Hypoxylaceae. The record is from RefSeq and is a predicted model, not a curated record.